This is a messenger RNA of Ostreococcus lucimarinus CCE9901, 444 nucleotides long. RefSeq lists its product with no specific name. Gene Ontology annotation, biological process: translation. The transcript has a single exon. The annotation marks the transcript as partial. NCBI's taxonomy places the organism in Eukaryota, Viridiplantae, Chlorophyta, Mamiellophyceae, Mamiellales, Bathycoccaceae. The record is from RefSeq and is a predicted model, not a curated record. Gene Ontology annotation, molecular function: structural constituent of ribosome; RNA binding. Gene Ontology annotation, cellular component: ribosome.
CAGACGCGCGUCAUCGACGUCAACAGGACGACAAAGGUAACCAAGGGAGGCGAUUUGACGAAUUUCACCGCCAUGGUGGUCGUGGGGAACGGUGAUGGCGUCAUCGGGUUCGCCACGGGUAAAGGCGCGGAUGUGGGGAUGGCGAUCGAUAAGGCGUAUCGCAAGGCGGCGAGGUCGUUGACGUACGUGCAACGCUUCGAGGAUCACACGAUUUAUCACGAGGUGAGGGGAAAAUACUGUAAGACGAUUUGCGUGAUGUUACCCGCGCCGAGCGGAGACGGGAUCGUGGCGAACGACACCGUGGAGGCGAUUUGCACGCUGGCGGGUAUUAAAAACAUCAAAGCGAAGAUUCACGGCAGUCACCAUCCGCACAACACCGUGCGUGCCGUGUUUGCGGCUUUAGAAGCGGUGGAAUCUCCCGAAGACGUCGCCAGGCGCACGGGU